Messenger RNA from Erigeron canadensis, 855 nucleotides. Its product is annotated as protein ALP1-like. The record is from RefSeq and is a predicted model, not a curated record. Bases 1 to 855 code for a protein of 284 amino acids. The transcript is spliced from 2 exons. NCBI's taxonomy places the organism in Eukaryota, Viridiplantae, Streptophyta, Magnoliopsida, Asterales, Asteraceae.
AUGAAUUUGAUGUUGAGCUUGACUCAACAAAGUGACCAUGUGUGCAUUAGUGAGCUUCGUAUGGAUAGAGCUACUUUUAGAGUGCUAUGUGAUAUGGUAAGAGACAUCGGUGGUUUGAAGCCUACUAGAAACACAACCAUAGAAGAAGUAGUAGCAAUGUUCUUGUAUACUUUGGCUCACCACAAAAAGAGUAGGUCGAUUGGAUAUCUUUUUUUACGCAGUAGGGAGACGGUGAGUCGGCAAUUCCAUCAAGUUCUUUUGUCCAUUUUGAAAUUACAUCAUAUAUUAUUAAAGAAACCCGUCCCUAUUACCGAAGAUUGCCAAGAUGGAAAAUGGAGAUGUUUUCAGGGUUGUUUAGGAGCUUUGGAUGGAACUUUAAUAAAAGUUACACCCCCUAGUGAUGAGAAGUCUAGAUACCGCACAAGAAAGGGUUGCAUCUCAACUAAUGUUUUAGGUGUUUGUUGUCCGAAUAUGCAAUUCAUAUAUGUAUUGCCUGGUUGGGAAGGUUCAGCACAUGAUGGUCGUGUGCUUCGAGAUGCAAUCUCAAGGAAUCAAGGUCUAAGAGUCCCUCUCGGUUGUUAUUAUCUAGUUGAUUUUGGUUAUUGCAAUGCAAAUGGAUUUCUUGCUCCAUACCGAGGACAACGAUAUCACCUUAAAGAGUUUGAUGGUCAUCAACCAAAGACUCCUCAAGAAUAUUUCAACAUGAAACACUCCAAGGCAAGGAAUGUGAUUGAGAGAUGUUUUGGAUUGUUAAAAGGAAGAUGGAAGAUCCUUGCAUCCCCUUCUUUUUUCUCAAUCCAAACUCAAGUUUCUAGUUAUCAUGGCAUGUUGUUUGUUACACAAUCUGAUCCGUAA